Molecule: messenger RNA, 2526 nt
Organism: Auanema sp. JU1783
Lineage: Eukaryota; Metazoa; Nematoda; Chromadorea; Rhabditida; Rhabditidae
Source: the annotation of a GenBank genome assembly
AUGAGCUUGUUUCAAUGCUGUAUGAUGGACUCUGAACGGGCCGUUUCUCCGGAAGAAACUCCUUACGGAAAGAAAGAAGAAAACGGUCAAAAUCAGAAUACCCAAUCACACAAGAUGGGGGACGAGGAAGAAGUUAUGCAAAAGGUUGAAGUCAAACCAGAUGAGUUCAAUGGACUUAUUGGUAACAUCGCCGGAAAUCUAAUCCGAGAUAAAGUCGGAGGUCCCGGUGGAGACAUUCUGGCUGGACUAGCUGGAAAUAUCUUCAACAACGGCGGUGGAGGUGGUGGACACCAAGGUGGCGGAGAUGGCUUCAACUAUCAAGGAGGAGGGGGGAAUAAUCCAUCGGAGCCUCGGAGAAAGAGAGAUCAAGCAAUGGAUUUGAUCGGCGGUUUAAUUUCAAGUGGAGCAGCCAGCAACCUUAUUGGAAAUAUCAUGAACCGUUCCGGAAAGAAUGAUCCAGCCAAUGGCAACCAAGGACAUGGAGGUUAUAAUGAUAAUCGUAACAAAUCAGGAGGAAAUGAUUUCGGCAACAUCCUCGGGGGCCUUAUCGGUAACCGCGGAGGCGGAGGCGGAGGAGGCUCUUCUGGUGGUGGAGGAGGCGGCGGCGGCGGAGGCGGCGGCGGCUUCAACUUCAAUGAUAUUGGAGGAAUUAUCAAUUCUCUCGGCGGAGGAGGAGGUAGCGGAGGCUCAGGUGGAAACUUUGGUUCCAUUCUUGGUGGCAUCGGAAGCCUCAUCGGUGGUGGCGGAGGUGGCCAAUUCGGUGGGGGAGGAGCUAACAUUAAUCCAAACCGUUUGAAUGGUGGAAUGGCCAACAUGAUUGGAAAUUUGAUCGGAGAAGCGGCUCAUCGUUUCCUUGGAGUUGAUCCAAACACAGGAAAAAUUAUUGGUGCCGUUGCUGGUAAUGUUAUCAUGGGCUUGGGAGGUAAAGACAACUCUCUUGGAAAUAUUGGAAAAGUUGUCUUGGAUAACAUCAUUUCUGGAAAGUUCAGACGUGAUGUUGAUCCAUUUGUUCGUCCAGAACCAUCACGAGGAGGAUCAGGACCAAGUCCUCUCUCUCCUGGAAAGGCAUACGAGCCAAUCGACUUCUACGAUGAAAGAGACAGAUGCCUAUCGGAGAAGAGACUUUUCGAAGAUCCUCAUUUCCCAGCUGGAGACUCUUCUUUAUAUUUCUCAAAGAGACCAUCAAAACGUAUUGAAUGGCUCAGACCUGGUGAAAUUGUCCAAGAACCUCAACUGAUUUGUGAGGGACAAUCACGUUUCGAUGUUAUUCAAGGAGAACUUGGAGAUUGCUGGCUUCUUGCCGCCGCUGCCAAUCUUACUUUGAAAGAUGAAUUGUUCUACCGUGUUGUUCCUCCAGAUCAAUCUUUCACUGAAAACUAUGCUGGUAUUUUCCAUUUCCAAUUCUGGCAAUAUGGAAAAUGGGUUGACGUUGUUAUUGACGAUCGUCUACCAACAAGCAAUGGUGAACUCAUCUAUAUGCAUUCUGCUUCAAAUCAAGAAUUCUGGAGUGCUCUACUUGAGAAAGCUUACGCCAAGUUACAUGGCUCGUAUGAAGCAUUGAAGGGUGGAACCACCUCUGAAGCUUUGGAAGAUAUGACUGGAGGAUUAACCGAGUUCAUUGACUUGAUCAAUCCCCCACGUAAUUUAUUGCAAAUGAUGAUGAGAGGAUUCGAAAUGGGAUCAUUGUUCGGAUGCUCCAUCGAAGCAGAUCCAAACCAAUGGGAAGCUAAACUUCCAAAUGGUCUUGUCAAAGGACAUGCUUAUUCAAUCACUGGAAUGAGAAUGGUUGAUGGACCAAAUGGACAAACAUGUAUCUUACGUAUUCGUAACCCAUGGGGUAAUGAACAGGAAUGGAAUGGACCCUGGUCUGAUAAUUCCCGUGAAUGGAGAUCUAUUGAUGACAACGUAAAGAGUCAAAUGGGACUCAAGUUUGAUCAUGAUGGAGAAUUCUGGAUGAGCUUCGAAGAUUUUGUUCGCAACUUCCAAAAAAUGGAAAUUUGUAACUUAGGUCCUGAUGUUAUGGAUGAAGUUUAUCAGAUGACAGGAGUUCGCUCAGCUGGUCAAGUUUGGGCUACCAAUACCCAUGAUGGAGCCUGGGUUUCCAAUCAAACUGCUGGUGGUUGCCGUAAUUAUAUUAAUACAUUCGCCAACAAUCCACAGUUCCGAAUUCAAUUGACAGACUCAGAUCCAGAUGAUGAUGACGAUUUGUGCACUGUCAUCUUUGCCGUCAUGCAGAAGUUCAGACGUAACUUGAAGGCUGAAGGAUUGGACAACGUGCCAAUUGGAUUUGCAGUCUACGAUAUCAAUGCGGGAGGUAAUAGAGGAAGAUUAUCAAAACAAUUCUUCCAAGGUAACAAAUCUGCUAUGAGAAGUUCAGCUUUCAUCAAUCUCAGAGAGAUGACCGGAAGAUUCCGUGUUCCACCGGGUAACUACGUGAUUGUGCCAUCAACAUUCGAACCCAACGAGGAAGCUGAUUUCAUGCUUCGUGUCUAUACAAAUGGUUUCAUUGAAUCAGAAGAACUGUAA